Molecule: messenger RNA, 375 nt
Organism: Lingula anatina
Lineage: Eukaryota; Metazoa; Brachiopoda; Lingulata; Lingulida; Lingulidae
Product: guanine nucleotide-binding protein subunit beta
Biological process (GO): signal transduction
Molecular function (GO): protein binding
Source: RefSeq, a predicted model, not a curated record
AUGUGUCACCAGACUUUCACAGGACACGAAUCUGAUAUUAAUGCCAUCACAUAUUUUCCCAACGGCUAUGCCUUUGCCACCGGCUCGGAUGAUGCCACAUGCAGGUUAUUUGACAUUCGUGCUGAUCAGGAGAUCGGCAUGUAUUCACACGACAACAUCAUCUGCGGGAUCACGUCAGUUGCCUUUUCCAAGAGUGGCCGACUUCUACUGGGCGGCUACGAUGAUUUCAACUGCAAUGUUUGGGAUACUUUGAGGCAAGACAGAGCCGGUGUGCUGGCUGGUCAUGACAAUCGUGUGAGUUGCCUAGGCGUCACAGAGGACGGCAUGGCUGUAGCCACAGGCUCCUGGGACAGUUUCCUUAAGAUAUGGAACUAG